Priapulus caudatus is the source of this 633-nucleotide messenger RNA. RefSeq lists its product as uncharacterized. Bases 17 to 484 code for a protein of 155 amino acids. Lineage: Eukaryota; Metazoa; Priapulida; Priapulimorpha; Priapulimorphida; Priapulidae. The record is from RefSeq and is a predicted model, not a curated record. The transcript is spliced from 2 exons.
UCAUACAACUAGAAAGAUGACACAAGGCACAAGGCAGAAUGCCUUGGAUGGCAAGCUGCAGGUGACCGUGCAGAACAAGCUGAACCGCCUGCGCAACGCCCGACAACAACAAGUGAACGCGCAGCGGGGCGUGAACCUCGGCGGAGGCGUCACCGCGUCCGAGCAUGUCGCGCGUAACCGCGCGUUCGGCAAAGCAGCAGCAGACGACAGGGAAAGGAAGCUUGCUGACCGUCAGCAUCCCAAACCCGCGGCGACCGCAGCGCGGCGGGCGUCGCCGCGCCGAAGCGCGCGCCGCCGGCGGAAACAGAAGCCGAAGCGUCUGUCAGUGCAGCAGGAGGUAGCAGAGAUCCAGAGGUCGAAUCCGCACUACCUGUAUGACAUCGGCGCCGUCCGCCCCGCCGCUAGUGCCCUCUCACUGAACGAUCGCUUUUACAGCCACGGUGCACGCGGCGGCUGGCCCCCGAGCCACAGGGAAGAAGCUUGACUCAAGCGAGGCGUCGUGUUUGUGUGAAGGUCAGACAUCAGCAGGUGUAAUUAGGUUCGUCGGUUGGUGGACGCUAAUUUCUCCAGUAGCUAGACUAGCAAAUACUUCGUGACAUGCAUAAUCCUCAUACACCUUAUGGACAAAAUUAA